AUGACUAUUUGGUGCGCUCUUGUAGCUUUAUUCCAGGUCUGCUACAGCUAUAUUCGAGUUAGCUACUUCUUUUUUGGAACUUCACGGGCUACAAUCAUCGCCUUUGCUUUUACUGUCCUUUUCCAAGUAAUAAAUAUUUUCUCCAGUAUUUUCAUCGUGUUGAAGUAUAAAAAAUUCUUAUACCAUCAUAAUGACGAACAAAGGCGUGAAUCAAUCGUAACUCACCCAUUGGCUAGUAAGGCAAACAGUAUCAGCUGUUUACUAGGAGGAACUUGCUCAUUGCUUAUUGGAGUAUUUACAAUCAUAUUUUUUUAUGGAAUUUAUGGUUCACCAAACUGCUACCUCGGCAUUUGUACACUUACGGUUGGAGCGCUAGGAAUGUUUGCUCAAAGAUGCCAUAAUCUACCUGCUCUGGAUCUUAUUAUCAUGUUUAUUUGUCGUUUUGGCAUCUUAAUAGCAAUAACCAAUAUGGGUUUUGCUACGUACUACUUUCACUUCAUCUUCACUUUCCAUGGAUUGGAAUAUCUCAUUGUCGGCAACCUUGUCGCUUAUCUUUUCACGAUGGCUUUCUCAAUCUUUAAUUUAAUUUGUACAACCCUAAUGUGUUACUCAGCGAGCUCAGAGAACAGAACAGUCGGCCUAUUAACGAUAACAUUGCGCUCACCAGCAGUAAGCACUAUAGCAAAAGUUGGCUAUUUCAGCGGAAUAGGACAAUUCAUUUGCUCAGCAAGUAUCUUCGCUUGUACAAUUGCCGCUUGCGUUAUUUGGCGUGGUGAUACAUUCGCCAGUUUAGCUUUGAUAGCGGCAAUUUUGGUUUUACUUUCUGCACAACUUGGAAAUCAUCUAGCUCUGGAUCAAUCGGAGGACUUUAUAUUCAUCUAUUUUAUGUCGAAUAUAAGUGGAAGCGUUUGCUGCGUAAACGCAUUUGGAUUAGCAAUUUAUGAAAUUGUCGCUUUACAAUUAUCCCACUACAAUCACAACGUCUUCAUAUUAUUUAUAUUCAUCAUCUUGAUACUAGCAGUAGCUAUUGCUCUACAUUUGAACAGCUUUGUGAUAACGGGACGCGAGUUGAAAAUAUUCAGCGGCCGUGUAUCUAAUUACCGUGGACAACUACUUAACAACAAUGACAACGAUAACGAUUCCAAUGAAAGUUCAGAAUCUGGUUUGGCUCCUAAUACGGCAGUUAACGCAUGA
Trichoplax adhaerens is the source of this 1194-nucleotide messenger RNA. RefSeq lists its product as uncharacterized. The record is from RefSeq and is a predicted model, not a curated record. NCBI's taxonomy places the organism in Eukaryota, Metazoa, Placozoa, Uniplacotomia, Trichoplacea, Trichoplacidae. The transcript is spliced from 6 exons. Bases 1 to 1194 code for a protein of 397 amino acids.